UUAGGGAAAUUUUAUUUUGUCUGCCAAUUUUUCGAAUUUUUGACCGGCGGCGGGCGCAGUUUCGUGACAAAAUAAAUUAAUUUAUAUAGGUUUGCAAUAUUAUUAAAUAUGGAAUUUGAAAAGGCGAGAACAUCGCUUAAACUAUACUCAACAAUGCAAAUGAGUGGGAUGUUAGCACAUAAAGUAAACAACGAAAAUGUGGAGUUAAUUACAGCGCCCGGAGGUAGCAGAUGCCAAAAGAAGAUGCUGCAUCCUCGAACGCCAAGUAAAACAAUUAAUUGUAGCAUAUCUACAACAAUAAAUAGCAUGUCGAGUAGUUCAUCAAAGCAAAUGUCUUGUUCUACAGCGCUGAGUACUCCGCCAGCGAAGCGAUUUCAUCGCAUAAGAAAUCCAUUCGAACCUGUCUUGGCGGAACGUCUGCAUUUGCCAUUGAUUGCAAGUCCCUCACUGUUUCAACGUCCCACGACGCCACAACUAUCAUCUACACAGUUUGAAUGGAAUAUAGAUGAAGUGUCUUCCCUGAAACCAGCGAAUGUCGAACCACAUGAAACACAGUUUCACGACUCGCCUGAUCCCGAGUAUGAAGCCAAGGCACAAUCNUUGCACUGA
This is a messenger RNA of Rhagoletis zephyria (snowberry fruit fly), 609 nucleotides long. Its product is annotated as protein aurora borealis-like. Gene Ontology annotation, biological process: regulation of mitotic nuclear division; regulation of mitotic spindle organization; activation of protein kinase activity. Gene Ontology annotation, molecular function: protein kinase binding. The record is from RefSeq and is a predicted model, not a curated record. Gene Ontology annotation, cellular component: cytoplasm; nucleus. NCBI's taxonomy places the organism in Eukaryota, Metazoa, Arthropoda, Insecta, Diptera, Tephritidae.